Messenger RNA from Aspergillus lentulus, 2445 nucleotides. Its product is annotated as beta-glucosidase family protein. Gene Ontology annotation, biological process: glucan catabolic process. NCBI's taxonomy places the organism in Eukaryota, Fungi, Ascomycota, Eurotiomycetes, Eurotiales, Aspergillaceae. The record is from RefSeq and is a predicted model, not a curated record. Gene Ontology annotation, molecular function: beta-glucosidase activity.
AUGGCCAGUAUUUCUCAACUACUCUUGUCUGGUCUGCUGACCGCUACUGUGAUCAAUGGCCAGCAAUAUGACCCGCCUGCUCGAAGCUCGGAUGCAUUCUCCUACGUUCAGCCCCGUGACGCAACUAUUCUCGGGCCUUACGGACAUUCUCCCGCUGUUUUUCCAUCGCCCAACGCUACCGGAGCUGGUGGCUGGCAUGCAGCCUUCGUCAAGGCUCAGCGCUUUGUCGCUGAGUUGACGCUUGAGGAAAAAGCUGACAUGGUCACUGGGCAGCCCGGCCCUUGUGUUGGGAAUAUAGUGGCAAUUCCUCGACUCGGCUUUAACGGUCUCUGCUUGCAAGAUGGCCCCUUAGGCAUCCGCGUCGCGGACUAUGCCAGCGUCUUCUCUGCUGGUGUAACAGCUGCAUCAACGUGGGACAGGGACAUUCUGUACGAGCGCGGUUUCGCUAUGGGACAGGAGUUCAGAGCCAAAGGUGCCCAUAUCGCACUUUCACCUGUUGCUGGCCCCCUUGGACGCUCAGCAUACGGGGGUAGAAACUGGGAGGGCUUUGCAGCAGACCCUUACCUGACCGGUAUUGCUAUGGAGCGAACCAUCCAGGGCAUUCAAGACGCAGGCGUUCAGGCUACUGCCAAGCAUUACAUCGGGAAUGAGCAAGAAACCCAGCGUAACCCAAGCUACGACUACAGUGGCUCGACCCCGGAAAUCAAGCAGGAAGCCAUUUCCUCCAAUAUUGACGACCGAACUAUGCACGAGCUAUAUCACUGGCCGUUCGCCAACGCCGUUCGCGCCAAGGUUGCUUCCGUCAUGUGCUCCUAUCAGCGCCUCAACGGCUCCUACGCCUGUCAGAACUCCAAGGCUCUCAAUGGGCUGCUCAAGGAGGAGCUUGGCUUCCAGGGAUAUGUCAUGUCCGACUGGGGGGGCACUCACUCCGGCGUCGCGUCUAUCGACAGUGGUCUCGAUAUGGAUAUGCCAGGGGGUCUCGGUCCAUACGGCCUGUACCGUGAGGAAGGCUCCUUCUUUGGCGAAAACGUGACUUUUGCUGUCAAUAACGGAACUAUUGAUGAAUCUCGCGUGGAUGAUAUGAUCGUUCGCAUCAUGGCCCCUUACUACUGGCUCGGUCAGGACAAAGACUUCCCCUCGGUUGACCCUUCAACCGUCCAGCUGAAUACUUUUUCGCCACGGUCUACAUGGCUUCGCGAGUUCAAUGUCACCGGAGAGCCCAGUCGUGAUGUCCGCGGGAACCAUAGCGAGUUGAUCCGCAGACAUGCUGCAGAAGCCACCGUUCUACUCAAGAAUGAGGGCAACGCAUUGCCUUUGAAGGCGCCGAAGUCAAUCGCUAUUUUUGGCAACGAUGCUGGCGAGGACACCAUGGGUGCCUACAACGAUCAGAAUUUUGAGUAUGGCACACUUGCCGUAGGUGGUGGCUCAGGAACUGGUCGCUUCACACAUCUGAUCUCACCGCUGGCGGCCCUCAAUGCUCGUGCUAAGCAGGAUAACGCUCUGGUCCAGUUUUGGUUGAACAACACCCACAUCGCCAAUUCAAAUGUCACUGAUCUUUGGAUCCCUGCUCUGCCUGAAGCUUGUCUCGUCUUCCUCAAAACAUGGGCAACCGAGGGUUCAGACCGGGAACAUCUAUCGGUGGACUAUAACGGGAACGACGUCGUGAAUUCGGUUGCAAAAUUUUGCAACAAUACGAUCGUCAUCACUCAUUCCUCUGGUAUUAACGAACUCCCCUUCGCACACCACCCUAACGUCACUGCCAUCCUUGCGGCCCAUUACCCUGGGGAAGAAUCUGGCAAUUCUAUUGUCGAUGUCCUUUAUGGUGAUGUCAAUCCAUCCGGGAGGCUGCCAUACACGAUCGCCAAAAGCGCCAGCGACUACAAUGCCCCACCCACGACUGAGGUGACCACCACAGGUCGGUAUGACUGGCAGUCAUGGUUCAACGAGAAGCUUGAAAUCGACUACCGUUACUUCGACGCCCGAAACAUGUCAGUCCUUUACGAGUUUGGCUACGGCCUGUCUUACUCGACCUUCAGUAUCUCCGACAUCAAAGCCAAAGCCCUGGCCAAGUCCGUUUCCUCGGCACCAGAAGAGCGGCCCGUUCAGCCAGGGGGAAAUCCUGCUCUUUGGGAGACCAUCUACCACGUGUCAGUGUCGGUCACCAAUACAGGCGAUGUGGAGGGCGCGACGGUGCCGCAGCUCUAUGUCACCUUCCCAGAUAGUGUCCCUGGAACCCCACCCAAGCAGCUUCGAGGCUUCGACAAGGUUUUACUGGCUCCUGGCAAAUCGCGCACUGUGAAAUUUGAGCUGAUGCGGAGGGACCUCAGCUACUGGGAUGUGGUAUCGCAGCAGUGGCUGAUUCCGGAGGGCGAGUUUGUCAUUGGUGUGGGGUUCAGUAGCAGGGAUUUGAAGAAGGUUAUCAGCAUUAAGCCUGUGACAGCUUAG